CGUACACUAGUGCAGAGCUGUACCUCGAGGGACCGGGUCCAGAAGUUUCGUUCUAUUUUGAUGAUGCCAGUUUGAAGGAGAUACCAGAAGACACUAUUUGGGAAACUGAUGCUAAUGCGAGAAUUGAGAAAAUUAGAAAAAGUACCAUACAUUUUAAGUUUAAUCUUGGGUCAAAUUUUAACGCCAAAGACAUCGAAGUUCAGAUUGACCAUGUCCGCCAUCUCUUUGGUUUUGGGUCCGUGCUUCGAAGUGACUUUCUCAUAGACGACGACUACAAACAGUACCAGAACAUCGUGCAGUACAUGUUCAACUGGGUGACCAUACAGGACUUCAAGUGGCCCUACAAUAGAGGCACACGGGAAAAUCCUGACUACAAUGUUGCAGUGGCGGCAACCGACGCACUCCGCAAGAUGGGGAUAAAAGUUCGAGGUCACUGUAUGUUCUGGGCAGUGAAGGGGAAUGAACCAGAUUACGUAUCCCCGUUAACUGGUCAGGACUUGAAGGACGUUGUGGAUGAACAUAUAAAGUACAUGACCAACAUUACGAAAGGAAAAGUGUCUCACUGGGAUGUGAACAAUGAACUGUUACAUGGACGCUUCUACGAGGACGGCACUGGGGAUCAGAACUUCACUUUCCACAUGUUCAAGGCGAUCCACGCCGCAGACCCGACCCCAGACUUGUUUCUCAACGAUUAUGAUGUUGUUGCAGGAGGCAGCCAUACUCUGGAAUACCUUGAUCAGAUCAACACGUUCAAGGCCGCCAAAGUUGGCUUGGGUGGCGCGGGUGUACAGAGCCACUUGCAGGACUUGACGGAACCAGAUCCUACAUUGCUCAAGGCUCGGCUGGACCAUCUGGCUAAAGCUGGCGUGCCUCUCUGGGUCACAGAACUGGACUUGGCUGCACCUGAUGAGAGCAAGAGGGCAGACUGGUAUGAGAAAGUUCUUCGCCUCUACUUCAGUCAUCCAGCUCUUCAUGGAGUCAUAUUCUGGGGUUUCUGGGAUCACGAAACAGAUCCACUUAAAGCAAUGGUUCAUGGAUAUGGAUAUACCCUGGAUGAAGCUGGCAAGCGCUUUCUCCGACUGACCAAGAAAGACUGGAGCACCCAUGAAAACAAAUCUCUGGCAGACGGAACAUCUUUUGACGUGGAGGGUUUCCAAGGCGACUACAAUGUGACGGUGUACUAUCGAGGGAAACCCAUACAGAUUAGUUCCUUCUCUCUGGGCAAAAGUAACAAGAAUGUCAAUAUCAACAUAAAUGGAGACGGAAGUGAAAUUAGGUUACCUCCUGUGGUGGACCCAUUCGAGCACGUGGACAUCAUACACGAGACAACGACUCAGAACAUGUACGUAGUCGGACAAGCGGCAUCAACAUCCACCUCGGCAAAACUGUCAUGUGUCACCCGGAAGUCUGCAGAGUCAGAGAUUGGGGACGACAUAAGAGUCGAUGUAGCUUGCAACAGUGAUGAGGUUCUGACCGGGUGCUCCAGCUACCUGAAGAACAACGACUGGCGUCGAGAUGGUGAGCAGAUCGUUCUAACCAAUGGAACAGUUGUGUGCAUGGCAAUUGACGGUUUCCGGUCUACAGUUGGUACUCAAGCAAUUGCUCGCUGCUGCAGUCUCCAAGGGUUGUCCUGCACGUAUAAGACUGCUGGGCCAUCAGGUACAGGCAUUGAUGACCAGGUCCUGGUUCCCUGCGCAGACAUAGAAUACCCUUUAGGCUGCUCUACGCUGUCAUACCAAUCUGAAUCUGACGGAACCUUAAUUGCAAAUAACACCUGCAUUUCUCAGAAUGAUGACCCAGCGGCUGGCGUGUAUUCGUAUGCUUCCUGCUGCAAAGGGGAAAGCCUCAAAUGCUCGUCUAUUGUGUCCGCUCCAAGUGGUCAGAAUGUUGGAGACAAAGCUUCAGCGGAGUGUCCUUCAGGCAGUGUUCUCACUGGAUGUAAUGUUUUCUCCAAAAAUGGUCGAGCUGCAGGAGCCUACAUUGAAAAUGGCGCUGACGUCUGCACUGCAGUAAAUGGAUUUGUCAAAUAUGGAGAUGAGAUUGGCGUUCAGGCGGUAGCCUCAUGCUGUCAUACGUAA
Molecule: messenger RNA, 2078 nt
Organism: Candidula unifasciata
Lineage: Eukaryota; Metazoa; Mollusca; Gastropoda; Stylommatophora; Geomitridae
Source: the annotation of a GenBank genome assembly